Lymnaea stagnalis (great pond snail) is the source of this 3880-nucleotide messenger RNA. The record is from the annotation of a GenBank genome assembly. Lineage: Eukaryota; Metazoa; Mollusca; Gastropoda; Lymnaeidae.
CCACACAAGCCAAGUGUCCUUUUGAAAAUUCCAUGUGCAGUUUGGUGCCGGAGACCUCACCUACAUACAGAUUAGCGUAUGGAAAGUCCGCCACCGCAGCCGGACCCUACGCUGGGAACACAAACGGCGCAGGUUUGAGUUUUAAAUCAUUAUAUCAGAAUCUAAAUGACGGAUGUAGUCAAGGGGCCAUUAAAAGAUGGAAGCAGUUUUGUGUGCCCAUUCUGUUGUCCUGUUCCGAUUGGACUAGUGCCAAAAUGAAGCGUCCUGGGGCCUCUAUGCAGUCGACAUUUUGUUUUGUGAAAUUCAAAAUGAAUUUAGUUUUUCAUCAUAAAAGUAUUCUCUACUUCUUAUAAACUACCUUUAUUUGGUUGAUUUUGAUCGAAAAAUUCGCCCUACUCCCACAGCCAAACUUAUAACUAAAAAAAAACAAAAAAAAGCUUAAAAUAAAAGACUUUCUAUCAAAGACGACUUAAAACACAAUAGAAAGUAAAGAAAUACAAUUUCUUAUAAUGAAUAAUGGAAAUGCAUACCCCUCCCCCCAACCCCCUUUUUUUCCAAGCAGAAAAAAUGUGUGCAUCAAUAAAACGAAAUUAUAUUUAAAAAAACGACCAAAUAAAACAGUUUUUUCAAUUUUAUAACAUUUUUCAAAUACAUAGCAACUAAUGCCUUGAACUGAUUACAAUUAGUGGAGCCUACAAAUAUCACUACGCACGAUAUAUUUAAUGAUCCGUAUAUUUAAGGCUAAUUUGGUUAGAGGCUUACACCAUUCGAUUAUAAACAUCGUACUGUUUCAAUAGUUGGCCCCUCAUAAUUAUAAGCCAAAGUCUUACCUCCCGUUGUCCACAUAUAUUUUAUUUAUUUAUUUAUUUGGAAAUUCAAAAGUUUAAAGACAGUAUUAACACGGUAUUACACUACCUUUUCAUGAAUAUAAAGGUCUAUAAUUUUAAUGUAGCUCCUACUGUAAAACAUGUGCCAUCUGUUGUCAAAUUGUAUUUCAUAAUAAAAGCACGAAUUUUAAAGUAGGGAGGGCUGUUAAUUUAUAAAUUGUAAGAUGGUAUUAUGUUUUAAAGAUAUAGUUAUUGCUAGUAUAAUUUUAAAUAUACUCGAUUCCAUGUAUUUGAUGUCAAAAGUUAACAAAAAUUAAGAAUUUAACUGGUGCAAACCGAUAAUGCACCUUUCACCAGUUGUUGUUACAUCAAAAUCAGUUGUGUUUGGUUCAAAUGUGCUACUUUUAUAACACGGAUACCUGAAUAUUCGAGUUUUUUUUUUUAAAAGCCAACAUUAAUUAAAUUCCCAACUUCUGUUCUGUUUCAAUACCAGAAUAAUAAACAAUAGGCCCGCCAAGUCAUGGAUUUAAAAAAGGAAAAAAAAAAUUCUUCAUUUUGUCGGUACCAGCUUUUAAGGUUGCCAGGUGUCCACUAUUUGAGCGGACAGUCAGUUUUAUUUCACAUUAUGUUCAUUAUUUUUUUAAACAAAAUAGUGGACAUUUGUUAAAUUCAAAAGCUUUUUGAUGAAAUGGUACGUAACCUGAAGCUGUAAAGUCUCAGAGAAUAAGGAUAGGAGACUCGUGCAUUGUCUUUUUUUUUCUUAAGUAAGAAUGAGACAAAGUUUGAAUAUCUUUUGAACUCGAUUCUCCGACAAAAUUAUUAAUCAUACUAAGAUACUCAAUUGUUUCACAAGACAUUUAGUAAAAGUAUAUUAAAAUUAUUUACAUACUAUUUUUCUUAACUCGCAUAUCCCUUUUAUUUUUAUAUUAAUUUUUUUUUUUAAAGUUGGAUAGGUAUGUUUUGGAACACUCAAUAGCGUAUCAUUAUUUGAGGCUCAAUGAGUACAAGCCUCAAUAUCUAAGAAUAAUUUAAACGUAAACAUUUUUAAAAUUUUGUUACUACUUAACAUCCCCCCUCCUUCAUUGGAUCCUCCAGCGGUCUUUUUAAAUAGCAGAAUGAGAGCAUCGGGCGAGUUGUCAUUCUGACGGCAAUCAGAAAAUACCGGACUGAAUUUAAAUAAAUGAGUCCACAAUCAUUAAUAAAGUGUGGUAACAACCAUUAGCAGUUUUCUUGGGGCUUUCAGGAUGCUCGACUAGAGGGGCAAUGAUCUUAACAACCAUUAGCAGUUUUCUUGGGGCUUUCAGGAUGCUCGACUAGAGGGGCAAUGAUCUUAACAACCAUUAGCAGUUUUCUUUGGGCUUUCAGGAUGCUCGACUCGAGGGGCAAUGAUCUUAGCAACCAUUAGCAGUUUUCUUGGGACUAUCAGGAUGCUCGACUAAUAAACCUCACUACUUCACCCACACAAAUUCCUGCGCUACUUUCUGUGCUAACACUUUCCGUGCUACUUCCAGUGCUACGUCAUUUGGUACUUCCUGUCACACGUUUCAUUUCUCCAAAUGACAAUGUCCAGAUUCCUUCCUGGUCAUCCACGAGGUGCCUGGACACACGGGGGUGGUUCGUUUCCACACGGCCUCAUUCCACAACGGACCGGUGUGCAUCGAGUUCUACCUGUUCCAGAAAGGUCCAUCUUCCUACAUCGAGCUCAUCUACCAGGGGCCCACUCUUGCCACGGCGGUCUUUAAGAGCUACCACAACAGCAACCAUGUGACGUGGUACCACAGCAAGACCUACCUCAACGUACCUGCGGGUGUGCAAUUUUCGGUGAGUGUUGAUAAUUCCGUCUGCCUCAAGGACAUUUUUUCAUGGUCUUUAAACGACUUAACUUCACUGUGUUUUAAGACAGUUCAAUUUUUAUUAAUAUAGUUUACUGUGUCUUAAUGAUAAAGACGAUCUGACGCGACGCAGAAAUUGCACGGAUCACAUGAAAACUUAUAAACAAACUUUACUAUCACCUUUUUUUUUUGGUGAGGGGGGGGGGUAGGGCAGUACAUUUUAUUUUACAAGGUAUGCCCUUCAGACAAUGACAAGGUCGUAGCUAAGCACUUCGUGUUGCCAUGUUAUUUUAACAUUAAUAUCACACCAAGGAUCAUAAUUCGUAAGUUGGUGAUGGAGGGGAAAUGGGGUGGGGGGGGUUGAGAUAAUGACGUGUUUGACGUCAUAUGGGCUCACAGAGGCUGGCUGACACCAAACACCAGGCUGGGCGCCACUGUCUGCUACACACCAACAUCUUGUUGACACCAAACACCAGGCUGGGCGCCACUGUCUGCUACACACCAACAUCUUGUUGACACCAAACACCAGGCUGGGCGCCACUGUCUGCUACACACCAACAUCUUGUUGACACCAAACACCAGGCUGGGCGCCACUGUCUGCUACACACCAACAUCUUGUUGACACCAAACACCAGGCUGGGCGCCACUGUCUGCUACACACCAACAUCUUGUUGACACCAAACACCAGGCUGGGCGCCACUGUCUGCUACACACCAACAUCUUGUUGACACCAAACACCAGGCUUGGCGCCACUGUCUGCUACACACCAACAUCUUGUUGACACCAAACACUAGGCUGGGCGCCACUGUCUGCUACACACCAACAUCUUGAUAUUGAUCUUUUUUGUUGUUUUCCUAAUAGCUUUUUAUUUUUCGGGUCCCUUUGGCGACGCUUAAACGAUUUUUUGUUUUCUUCCUUUUGUUUGUUCUAGUCCCUCUUGAUAUGUAUUCUGAAGUAUGUUUACUGACUCAUGACUAAACCACACUGUUAGAAACACAAAAAUCAUUUGCGAUUUAAUAACUAAUCUGAGCCAGAAAACAAAUAUUGAAUUAUUUCAUACUUUAUAUUCUAUUCUCAUUUAGAUCACAUUCCAGGCCCACAUGGCUUCCGGUGAUGUGGCUAUCGACGACCUAUACAUCUACAACGGACAUUGCUUGUAACUGAUUGGCUGGAAUUUGACAUGCAUUCUUUAAGAUAAUAAAGGUAGUAAUCGGAAUAUUG